Symbiodinium sp. CCMP2592 is the source of this 1650-nucleotide messenger RNA. The record is from the annotation of a GenBank genome assembly. NCBI's taxonomy places the organism in Eukaryota, Dinophyceae, Suessiales, Symbiodiniaceae.
AUGAAGCCGCUGUCCAGAGUCGGUGCAGUGGCUGCCGCGCGAGGUUGGCGGCACUGUCUCAUCCUGGCAAAGACCGAAGGCAAUGAGGCAGCGUCCGUCAUUGACUCCCUGCAGAAGGCGGGCAUUCAGACGAAUCUUUGGGAGCCAUCUCUCUCCUACCGCUGCCCGACACCGUCCCUGGUGGACUCAGUCACUUACGAUGCGGCAUCGACAGACAUCGACGCCGUGGUCGGUUUGGGCCACGGCGGUGUGUUAGACUUAGCGAAGGCAGCGGCCGCGAUCAUUCCGCUUGUCCGUGCAAGCGCCCAGUACUCACCGAUUUUCACCCGUCCCGGCAGUGGCUCAGCCAAGCCCGGUCGGGAGCUUACGGAGCUGCUCGUCAACGGCAACAUGCGCGGCAAGGGAAAUGCUGUCGGAGCCAACGGCCUCAACGGCGCCCUGCCGAAGUGGCCGAAUGCCCCUGUCGCUGAAAGCUUUCUGCUGGGCAGCGAUGCAAAGCCGCGGGCCUCGACGCUGCUGGCAGGUUCCUCGUUGCCUCUGCUGCUGGUCCCAACCACAGCGGCCGUCGCAGCGACGAGUGGGCGCUGCUUGCUCCGCCCGGAGGGCCCCGAAGCUCUUGUGCCCCUGGCCAUUGCCGGCCCCGGUCCCUACGGCGUCGGGGUGGGGCUCCAGGCGACCGAGGUGGUGGCGGACGCCACUGUGACGCAGGGCCAGUCGGCCCGAGGAACCGCGGCAGCUAUGGCCCACGCUAUCAGCGUCUUCGUUGAUUCCGCAGCUGCUUCUGGCGGCACGGUUAAGCAGCAGCAGCUGAUGGAUGACAUGAUGACGGGGGCCGGCUCGAGUUUCUCUGCUCUCCGACACCCGGAGCAUGCAGCCGUGGACUCCAUGGAGGCAGCCUUGGCUGCGGGCGUCGCAGCCUCGGAUGCCGAUGCAAAUGCACGAGGCGGCUUGAGCGUCGUGCACACGCUGGCCUCCGUACUGGUCGGGAUGCGGCCCGAGGUGCCCUUCCCACUGGCUUGCCGAGUGCUCCUGCCGCCGGUACUUCGCGCUUGGGCCGAGGAGGUCACGGAAGGCAACGAGGUCGCGGCCGUGUCGGCGAUCGCUUUGCUUUCGGAGGCCAUGCUGGGCCCUGCUCCCACCGAGCAGUCCCUGCAGCGACUGGCCGACUUCGUCGACAACUCCUGCGGAAACGCCGGGCUCCCGCCCGAACUCGAGCUCGAUCCUGCCGAAAGCCCCGAGAGUGUUGCCGUGCUGCUGGCCGCCAACGCUGCACAGGCACCGGUCAUGUCGCAGCGGCCAGCGCCCGCAUGGGUGAACGAGCCGCAGCGGCUGGAAGCCGUCUUUCGUGCCGCAGUGGGCGGCAAUCGGCCGCACGUGCUGACGACGUGCCCCGGCAGGGGUCGGGAGGCGACAACUGGCACUAUCCGGGCCGACGGUCUCGAUAAGACCCACAGGAAGCACGUCUACAACUCCGCCCACAACUUCGGCCACCACGAUGUGCGCAACAACAUGAACCCCUUCAUUGCGCAAUAUCGCAUACCGAAGUGGGAGACGACCAGCACCAUGUAUGGUGAGCACUAUCGGCAUCCGGAACAGACCUACACCAGGCCAAUGAAGAAUCGCAUGCCGGUGUUCCACAUCAAUCUGUGA